Messenger RNA from Cornus florida, 1362 nucleotides. RefSeq names its product transcription factor MYB16-like. The transcript has 3 exons. Lineage: Eukaryota; Viridiplantae; Streptophyta; Magnoliopsida; Cornales; Cornaceae. The coding region runs from base 40 to 1173 and encodes 377 amino acids. The record is from RefSeq and is a predicted model, not a curated record.
AGGGCUUCACUUUUAACUUCUCAAUUUGUUUGGUCCAAAAUGGGGAGGUCACCUUGCUGUGAGAAGGUAGGGUUGAAGAAAGGACCAUGGACUCCUGAGGAAGACCAGAAACUCUUGGCUUACAUUGAGCAACAUGGCCAUGGAAGCUGGCGUGCCUUGCCCGCCAAAGCCGGGCUUCAGAGAUGUGGGAAGAGUUGUAGACUGAGAUGGACAAAUUAUCUAAGGCCAGAUAUCAAGAGAGGAAAGUUCAGUUUGCAGGAAGAAACCACCAUCAUUCAACUCCAUGCUCUUCUUGGAAACAGAUGGUCAACUAUUGCUGCUCACUUGCCAAAGAGGACUGACAAUGAGAUCAAGAACUACUGGAACACACACAUUAAGAAAAGAUUAACAAAGCUGGGAAUUGACCCUGUGACUCACAAGCCCCAAAGUGACACCCUCCAGCCCAAGGUUGCAGCCAACCUAAGUCACAUGGCUCAGUGGGAGAAUGCUCGGCUUGAAGCCGAAGCCCGGCUGGUCCGGGAAUCGAAGCUAAUGUGCCCUAACCCUUUCCAGCCCCAGCUCGGCUCGUCUGCUUCAGCUCCAUUACUCAACAAAGCUGCCAUACCACCACCACAGCCACCGCUAUCGCGACCGAUGCCCCUGUGCCUUGACGUGCUAAAAGUCUGGCAAGGGUCGUGGGCGAAGUCAAUAAAGGAAAACACCAUUUCCAACGGGGUUUUCUCCGCCACUGGCGACCUCGAGUCCCCCACUUCCACGUUGAACUUCUCAGAGACUGCAUUCCCGUUCCCGGCAGUAGGCUCGUUCACCGAGAAUCCCUUGGUAUUGAUGGGAGGUAUGGGGUUAGGAAAGUCAAACACCUUCCUUGAGCUCAAAGAAAAGAUGGAGAACAAUCCCAUGCAGCUUCAUGACAUGGCAGCAUACUCAAAUGAUAGUAGUGCUGCAUUGGCUGUGGACUCUUUGAAGACAGCAAGCGCAACCCUGCCACUUCCAGAUUUCAUGGAAUGCUUCACGGACAUCUUACUAGACCAUUCUCACGACAAUAACGUCACCGGAAACUCCGAUGACGCAGCCGGAGGGAGUUGCAGUGGCAACUUAGAGGACAACAAUAAUUAUUGGAACAAUGUACUGAAUUUCGUGAACUCCGUGGCGUCGGGGUCGUCGCCUGUGUUCUGAAUCAGCCCAAAUAAUGUUAACCCUAGGAGUGGUAGGGAGAGAUUAAGGAGGUAGACUGAGAAUAACUGUAGCCUGUAAUGUUAAACAACUUUAUAAUUGCUCUUGCUACUAACUAGGAGAUUAGCUUAAUCAUAUGAAGGUCAUUAGCAAUAACUAAUGUAUUAAAAGUUAUCCUCAAUAAAUUAUGGA